AACUUCCGUCAUGCGUAAAACUUGUUGACAGCUUUCAACCUUACCUUAGGCAAGAUAAAGACUAGAUCUAGUUCAGAUACACCGUCAACAUUGUCAGAUGAAGAAAGUCUCCCUUGGAAGAAGAGAUAAAAGCAAAAAAUUGUUUUUGUGAACAAAGAUACAGAUACAAACUUAUGGCAAAACUCUUCCAAUAAUGUAACUUUUUUCAAGUUUAAAAAAAAAAGAAUCGUAUAUAAUCCAUUUAAUGUCGUAAACAUAAGAUGGAAGAUUUAGGAGAGAUGCCUUACAAGGAAGGUGACAGUGGUAAACUUUUAAUUGAGUCCAAUGAUCUUCAUCCCGAUGAUCUUCAUCAAAACGCACAUACCACAACACAAAUAGAGAGGCCAUUCAGGGAAGAUGAAAGUGGUAAACUUUUAAUGGAGUCUGAUGAUCUUCAUCAGAAUGCGCAUACCACAACACAAAUUGGAGAGAGGCCAUUCAAGGAAGAUGAAAGUGGUAGAGUUUUAAUAGGAUGUGAUGAUCUUCAUCAGAAUGCGCAUACUACAAAACAAAUUGGAGAGAGGCCAUUCAAGGAAGAUGAAAGUGGUAAACUUUCAAUUGAGUCUGACCAACUGCAUAUCCCUACACAUACAGGAGUGAAACCUUACAGGGAUGAUGAUGACGGAAGUCUUUUAGUAAAGUCUGACCACCUACAUCAGUAUAUGGCAGCACAAAUUGGAGAAUAUUACAAGGAACAGAACAGUGGAAAUGGAAGUGAUAAACGAUUUCUCGAGUCAGACAAUUUUAGUCAGCAAGUAGCGAAAACUGUGGAAGAGAAACCAAGCAAGGAUGAUGACACUGGUAAACUUUUAAUUGAGGCUGGUAAACUGAAACGGCACAUAGUAAAACAAAAGGGAGAGAAGCCAUACCAGUGUAAAAUCUGUGGUAACAGGUUUACUCUAUGCAACAGCCUAAAGAAACAUCUAAUGAUACAUACCGGAGAGAAACCUUAUGAAUGCAAUAUCUGUGGUAGCAGAUUUAUUCAGUGCAGCACAUUAAAAGUGCAUCUUAUGACACAUACAGGAGAGAAGCCUUAUGAGUGUGAUGUCUGUGGCAACAGAUUCACUCGUAGUAGUGCUCUGGAGAAGCAUCACAUGAUCCAUACAGGAGAAAUGCCUCAUGAGUGUGAAAUCUGUGGUAGCAAAUUUAGUAGGUAUAAUGCCCUCAAGACACAUCUCAUGACACAUUCAGGAGUGAAGCCUUUCAGCUGUGAAAUCUGUAGCAGAAGAUUUUAUCAGUCAUCUGACCUAAAUAGACAUCUCAGGACACAUACAGGAGAGAAGCCGUUUAAGUGUGAAAUCUGCGGCAAAAGAUUUAGUCAGGUAUGCACCCUAAGGAGACAUGAUGGAGUUCAUACAGGAGAGAAGCCUUAUGAAUGCGAUACUUGUGGUAAAAAGUUUAACCAGCUGAGCUCCCUCAAGAGGCAUCAAAAGACACAUGAUACAGAAGUUAAAGAAGACCUUGAAAGUGUGGUAUUUGUACCGAUGUAAAGACCAUUCAGUGAUUUGAUCUUAUAAUUAGAGACCUAUCUCAGGAUAAAAACAUACAUUGUACUUUAUAAAUGCAUGUAUGAUGUACCUUAUAAUUAUUUGACCUAAAAGUACACCUUCAUUUAUAAGUGCACCUCCACAUUUUUUCAGGAAAAAAGUAUGCAGGGCAUCCAGUUGACCCUUGACUUUUAGCAAUUUCAAAAGUCAAAUCACUAUUUCUGGGAAAUCUGAAGGGUCAAAACAUACUGUAAACGUGAUUAUUUUUGCGGGGGUUAAUUUCACGAUUUCAAUAUGUAAACUAUAUGCGAGGGGUAAUUUUCACAUUCGAUCCACUUUCGCUUGUAGUUCAAGAUUACGCAAAUUGAUAUCAAAAUAAAACGCAUGGGGGAAAUUUUCGCAAACAAAAGGAGUCCGCGUAAUUAGCUUAAAUUCCCCCCUCGCGUAAAUUUCAACAUUUACAGUAUGUCAAAUAGACAAGUCCCUUCAAACACAAGAGUCGGAUCUCAAUUUGAGGAAUCGAAAACAUAUUUAAACAUAUUAAACAUAUUCAAAAAAAGGGUCUACUGGAUGCCCUGGUAUAGGUGCACUAAUUAUAAUUGGGGUGAUGCAUGAAUUAUACAAAAACAGUUCCUUACCUCACUGAUCUUUAUGAUAUUCAGUCUUUGAAACAAAGACUCUGGUUUGUUAUCAUAAUACAGUAAGAUAUAAAUGUAAAUUGAAAUUUAAAAAAAAAAUCCACCCUGAUUUCACACAAGACACAUUUUCCUGUACAUGGUUUAUCAAGCACACCCCUUUUGUGUUAAAAUAUGAUGUGUCUAUGAUAAGAAAAUGAAAACAUCUCAAGACACUUAUGAGAAUUUUACUGUAGGUGUGAUAUUGUGUGUAAGUCAUGAUCAUGUCACAGCUUAAUACACACCCAAGAGCAAAUACAGUAGGGAAAUAUUUCACGAGUGACAUUUGUUAUAAACAUCAUAAUAUAUGUAAUCAAAAAGCAAUGUAUAGCCUAACACAUACAUUUGUACCAUGGUAAGUUUGUCCUGUAAAUAAAGAUUUGUAGGCAUUGGUGCCAUAUGAAGAA
Messenger RNA from Pecten maximus, 2607 nucleotides. RefSeq names its product zinc finger protein 678-like. Gene Ontology annotation, biological process: negative regulation of transcription by RNA polymerase II; regulation of immune system process; regulation of cytokine production. The transcript is spliced from 2 exons. The record is from RefSeq and is a predicted model, not a curated record. The coding region runs from base 261 to 1529 and encodes 422 amino acids. Lineage: Eukaryota; Metazoa; Mollusca; Bivalvia; Pectinida; Pectinidae.